UGAAUUGUCAUUUAUUUCAAUUGCCUUAAAAUCGGAGGCGUUUCUUGGCAAGUGCACAUGGGCCAGAAGCUAAAGAUUUUAAAAACAUUUAGCUUUAUCCCCAAACAAACUCCCUCCAUUAUUACUCCGUCCAAUGGCCCUUCCUCUUUGCUGCAACGCGAAGUUACAUCCUGGCUAUCGUUCUUCGGCUCAUUACCAGCGACUGUUUCAUUUCGUUAACCGCCGGACUCUCCGAUUUUCCAGGAGUCCUGAGGUCUCGAUUUGUUUUAAGAGGAUUAGCCAUCGCUUAGCUCCUUUAAAAUCGUCUUCGAUUAACGGAUUCUCGCUAGAGACGAAUCUAGAUCAUUUUGAGGAAGAGCAUUCCGUAGAGAAUGUCGAGUUGCGAGGCAGAAUUCGGAAAUGGAUUGAUUUUCUUCGAUCGAUGUUACCAGGAGGGAGCUGGUGGAGCUUCUCCGAAGAUGUGGAGAUUAAAUUCAUGGCCAAACCAGUGACGGUUUGGAGGGCGCUUAGUCGAAUGUGGCAAUUGAUUGCUAAAGAUCGUUUGGUCAUUUUCGCUGCUUUUUCUACCCUUAUUGUGGCUGCUCUUUCGGAAAUAUCUAUCCCGCAUUACUUGACCGCAACAAUAUUUUCGGCACAGAGUCAUGAAAUAGCAGUGUUCCACAGGAAUGUACGCAAUCUGAUUAUGAUCUGUGUUACCGCAGGAAUAUGCAGUGGUCUGCGAGGAUGCUGCUUUGGCAUUGCAAAUAUGAUCCUGGUUAAGCGAAUGAGAGAAACACUGUAUUCGUCUCUUCUUCUUCAGGAAAUAUCCUUUUUUGAUGGUGAAACAGUUGGUGAUUUAACAAGUAGGCUUGGUUCAGAUUGUCAACAAGUGUCCCGUGUGAUUGGGAAUGAUCUUAAUCUUAUUAUGCGGAAUGUUCUUCAGGGGACAGGUGCCUUGAUCUACUUGCUGAUUUUGUCAUGGCCACUUGGUUUAUGUACAUUGGUGAUAUGCUCUAGUCUAGCAGCAAUUAUGACGGUCUAUGGCAUGUACCAGAAAAAGACAGCAAAAUUGAUCCAAGAAUAUGCUGCUUCUGCCAAUGAGGUAGCUCAGGAGACAUUUUCCUUAAUGAGAACUGUUCGUGUUUAUGGAACAGAGAAGCAAGAACUGAAAAGGUACAACCAUUGGCUGGAUAAACUGGCUGAGGUAAGCUUGCGACAAAGUGCUGCUUAUGGAGUUUGGAAUUUGACCUUCAACACUCUUUACCAUGCAACUCAGAUUAUCGCUGUGCUUGUUGGAGGGAUGUAUAUUCUUGCUGGUCAUAUAACAGCAGAGAAACUUACGAAGUUUAUACUAUACAGUGAAUGGCUAAUCUAUUCAACAUGGUGGGUUGGGGAUAAUGUAUCAUCACUGAUGCAGUCUGUUGGAGCAAGUGAAAAGGUCUUCCAAUUGAUGGAUCUUCUGCCCAGUGACCAAUUCAUAUCAGAAGGAAUGGCACUGCAAAAGCUGCAAGGGCAUAUAGAAUUUGUAAAUGUAUCUUUUCAAUAUCUUUCAAGAGAAAUGGUACCAGUCCUGCAGCAUAUAAAUUUAUCGAUUCAUCCUGGUGAAGUUGUUGCAAUAGUUGGUCUCAGUGGUAGCGGGAAAAGUACGAUGGUGAAUCUUUUGCUCCGUCUCUAUGAGCCAACAAAUGGUCAGAUUUUAAUUGAUGGUGUCCCUCUUAACGAACUGGACAUCAAGUGGUUGAGGGGAAAAAUAGGAUAUGUGGGACAGGAGCCAAAACUUUUCCGCAUGGACAUUAGUUCCAACAUUAAAUAUGGAUGUACCAGAAACAUAAAGCAAGAGGAUGUUGAAUGGGCUGCCAAGCUGGCAUAUGCCCAUGACUUCAUCACAUUACUGCCCAAUGGGUAUAACACACUUGUUGAUGAUGAUCUGCUCAGUGGGGGACAAAAGCAGAGAAUUGCCAUUGCUCGAGCCAUUCUUAGAGACCCUACAAUUCUCAUUCUUGAUGAAGCAACCAGUGCAUUGGAUGCAGAGAGUGAACACAAUGUUAAGGGUGUGCUUCGUUCUGUCAGAAGUGAUUUGUCAUCCAGAAGAACCGUCAUAGUAAUUGCUCACCGACUUUCUACAAUUCAAGCUGCUGACAGAAUUGUGGUGAUGGAUGGUGGUCAAAUUGCUGAGAUGGGCAGUCAUAAUGAACUUCUCCACAAAAAUGGUCUAUAUGCACGAUUGACAAGAAGACAGACCGAUGCUGUAGUUUGAUUGUCAUGUAAAUUGGCAUAUUGUAAUUAAUAUCAAUUCAAGUAUCCUUCGAAUUUUAUCUCGACAGAUAAAGCGUAGGAUAUCAAAGCAACUUUUUACAGCUGACCGAUGAGUGUAUAAUCACACAACAAGAAUUCAGUGCCUAUUGAUAUGAGAAGGAGGUUGCCGGAAAAAAGAGAAGCGUCAGGAGUCAGCACCUGCCAGCGCUUUGAAGGUAUGAGUUUUUAAUUUUCAGUAGGCAGAACUGUACAAUGCAGGCAUGAUAGCAUUACAGCAGUAAAGAUUGAAGAAUGGAAGGGAAAGGGAAGGGUGAUUAGAUGUAGAAUGUAGUGAUAAACUUACGGACCAUAGUCAAUCCACCAACGCUAUGCUUAUACAAUUAUAAUGUUAUAAGCCAUGUAAUUUUGAUGAUAAACACUGAUCACGAUUCAGAAUUUAUGAAGAUUCUUUAGACGUAGUUUCAAGCACUUUUGUCUUUUAGGUUACAUACUCCUCCCAUUUUAAUUUUUAAUGAAAUACAACCAUGAGUUUGAUCUUACAAAA
Messenger RNA from Gossypium arboreum, 2779 nucleotides. RefSeq names its product ABC transporter B family member 26, chloroplastic. Gene Ontology annotation, cellular component: membrane. The coding region runs from base 134 to 2236 and encodes 700 amino acids. The transcript has 18 exons. Gene Ontology annotation, biological process: transmembrane transport. Gene Ontology annotation, molecular function: ATP hydrolysis activity; ABC-type transporter activity; ATP binding. The record is from RefSeq and is a predicted model, not a curated record. NCBI's taxonomy places the organism in Eukaryota, Viridiplantae, Streptophyta, Magnoliopsida, Malvales, Malvaceae.